GAGUCUAAUUUCGGUUGUCUUGCAGACAAGCCAUGGAGUGCACCUCAGAACCAGAUAAAGAACCAGAAAAAAAGUUAGAUGAAGUAUGCCAAAAGAUGGAUAAACUGGCAGAAUUAAAUGGGGAUUCAUCUGUAAAAUCAGCAACGAAAAAGAAAAAGAAACAUAAAAAGAAGACUGGAAAAUGCACAAAUGGUGACGAUGAGACCGUGAUGAAGGAAAAUGAGACGGGAGACGCCUCAGUUAACUGUCGUGAAAACUUGUCCUCUACUGUGAAAACAUCAAACAAAAAAUCUAAAUCGGAGAACUCAGGUGUCACACGUCAGACGGAUCCUCCUUCUAUUCCUGUUUGUCAGUUGUAUCCCAAAGGAGACUACCCAGUUGGUGAGAUUAUUAAUUAUGAGCCCGACACUGAUUGUCGUACAGCUAUCAACCGCACAACGUCAGAAGAAUGCAAAGCUCGUGAUAAUGCUCAUGUAGAGAUCUAUCAACAGUUUCGUGAAGGUGCGGAAGUUCAUAGACAAACAAGAAACUAUAUUAAGAAAUGGAUACGUCCGGGUAUUCGUCUCAUUGAUAUGUGCGAAGAACUUGAACGCACUAGCCGUGCACUCAUUUUAGAACGCGGAUUGAAUGCAGGCUUAGCUUUUCCUACGGGUUGUUCAAUUAAUCAUUGUGCAGCUCAUUACACUCCCAAUGGGGGUGAUAAUACAGUUCUAAAUUAUGACGAUGUAUGCAAAAUUGAUUUUGGAGUACAUGUAGAUGGUCGUAUUAUUGAUUGUGCUUUCACACUUCACUUUAAUCCUAAGUUUGAUACUUUGGUAGAGGCUGUUAAGGAUGCAACUAAUACCGGUAUUAAGGCAGCUGGCAUUGACGUACGUUUGUGUGAUGUUGGGGCAGCCAUUCAGGAGACUAUGGAGUCCUAUGAAGUAGAAUUAGACGGAAACACUUACCAGGUGAAAUCUGUACGUAAUUUGAAUGGUCAUUCUUUGGGGCCAUACCAAAUUCAUGCGGGAAAAACUGUGCCAAUCGUACGUGGAGGAGAGCAAACUCGUAUGGAGGAAAAUGAAUAUUAUGCAAUCGAAACGUUUGGUAGUACAGGAAAAGGUUAUGUUAUUGAUGGAGAUGAAGUUUCGCACUAUAUGAAGAAUUUCGACGUUGGACAUGUUCCUCUAAGGUUGGCCAGAUCGAAACAACUGUUGAAUGUAAUAGAUCGUAAUUUCAGUACUCUUGCAUUUUGUCGCCGUUGGUUAGACCGUUUAGGUGAGACAAAAUAUCUUAUGGCCCUAAAGAACCUAUGUGACGUGGGAAUAGUAAAUCCAUAUCCCCCUCUGUGUGACCAACGUGGCUGCUAUACUGCUCAAUGGGAGCACACGAUUUUGCUAAGACCAACAUGUAAAGAAGUUGUUUCUCGUGGAGAGGAUUACUAAGUGACUUCCAAGUUUUCCAUUCAGGAUCCACUGUAGACGUUAUAGAAUGUUUCGUUAUUAUGCUAAUAUUUGAAAGAUUUAUUUUUGUUUGAACAUGUAUCCAGGAUUCAGUUUGACGGAGUGUUCCACUAUAUGUUUCAGUCAUUAUUGUUUUAAUUGACUUUCCAGCUCUAACAAUCCUUCUUAAGGCUCUCUGCUUAUCAAUCUUUAUUUUGACCUCAAUAUCUGUGCGUUUAUAUCUAUAUUGUGAACUUUCACGUUUUUAUAGUAACAACCAGGUUUUGUAAAUGAAGUCAGUAAUAUGUGAAUUCUAGUUUUCUAUAUAUUUAUUUCCUCUAUAUUGCGACACGAAUUUAAUAUGUAGGUCAUUUUAGUGUAGAGGAUAUAAAAUGAGAGUGGAUAUUGCUAGACACACACCUGUUAGAUGUGACAUGUUUUUUAUUGGGUCUUUUAGCAGUCUGUCUAUUUGUAAUUGUGUGUAAUUUUCCGCUUGGUCAAAUUAUAAAUUCAUACGUAAUUAGAUUAUCACUAUUACGUUUGCUUGUUCCGCAAUAUUCGUCCAGUAGACCUCUUAUAGUGCUACCUACUUUCAGAGAAGAGUUACUCUUCCAUUUCUAGCAGUGUAGUAAGAGACAUUUCUUAAAAUCCCUACUUGGUUUUCAGCAGAAUGUAUUUGUUUCUAAAACGGCAUUUGUAAACUAUGGUGAGUAGAAUUUAGUAUGCCAAUUCAUGCGAAAAAUUCCGCUUUGGAAAUUGGUGAUUUUCGAAUAGAUAAGUUUGCACAAUAAAUAAAUGACGAUAAAAUAUCUUGAUUACACAACCAUUUGAUUGUAUGUCUCCUACAUCGUUUGAGUCUUUAAAAUCUAGAAAUACUAAAUUCAAAUUAAUGUUGAGCACGAAAUUACAUUAUCUCCAAUACAAAUGGCAAUUUAUGAACUCGCCAUGAUCACCUAUUACUUUCGCAGGAUUUGAUGGUUCUGUAGCGGUAAAUAAAUCCCCAAAAUCAAUAGCUCUGUAAGUGUUCGACAUUGGGUGCUGACUACAUUAGAUUCAGUGGACUCAUUUAGCUGGAGGCGCUCGGUCAUGCAUCCGCACCAGCUCACAAGUGGGAACGCCAUACUCAAAUCCUACUGCGAUCGCUAGCUACUUAAGAUCAGUCACUUCUCGAUACCACCCACAAUCAGACGGGUUGGUGGAACGCUUUCACCGACAACAAAGCUUCACUAUCAGCUGCCAACGUUUCAUAGUGAACCGACGCUCUUCCACUCGUUUUACUAGGUAUUCGCAAUGCAGUGCAAGCUGACUUUGGGUACACUGCAGCACAACUCGCUUAUGGAACGACACUCCGACGUCCAGGAGAAUUCGUGGAUCCUUCAUCUUCUCCAAUUAACAUGGAUCU
Schistosoma rodhaini is the source of this 2823-nucleotide messenger RNA. Lineage: Eukaryota; Metazoa; Platyhelminthes; Trematoda; Strigeidida; Schistosomatidae. The record is from the annotation of a GenBank genome assembly.